CUACAAUUAAAAAAUAAUUAUAGCAAUCGCGAGGUUCAGAAAUCGAUCCAAUAAAACCUAUCUCGUGUCCACGCUCACUGUAAAUUAUUUCUAUUCAGUUGUUCUGAUUCACUGUGUUUUUAGCUUUUUUGGGGUUCCUUUUUUUCUCUUUUGGGGCCCCUUCAUUCAUCUACAGGAAGUGGCAAAAACAGGGACAAAGACAAAGACAUAGUCUCGAACCCGUGACCGAUUUACAAACCCCACCUGCAUUACCGAUCUCGCAUUUUAAACAGAUAUUUUUAAGGCCGGCUGUCUUUUGCUUGCGAUCUGAGCUUGGAAACGCCUGGCAAAGGUCACGAGGUCGAAUCGCUGGAAGUCGUUUUUAUCUCGACACAUAUACAUAUUUUUCUUCUUCUUUGGCUCUUGCAAUACCGUUGGAGGGUGUGCCUGAAGAUAACAACUGUGCUGCUACUGCUGCCGUAACCCUAGCAGGGUACUAGAAAUUGGGAUCUACUGUAUCUUAGCAUCCAAGCAUCCAAACUGCAUCAAGAUUGCUCAGAUGUGAUAGUUUUAUGCUUUCAUGUCAAUGUUAUCAAUAGAUUUCGAACAAUAACGAAUCCUCAAAAAGAUUGAUGCUAUGGACAUGGGGGCAGGAUUUUGGAGUCGUUGUGUUCCGUUAUUGCAGAUGUUAUCAUAAUAUCGAUUACUUAAGCUGUAGACCAGGGGAAGACAGGGGCAAGUGUGUCAAUGGCAGACACUGUGAAUGUUAUAUUGGACUACCUGAAAAGGCACCAUUUUACAAAGGCUGAAGCAGCUUUGCGAGGGGAAUUGGUCAACCGGCAGGGCUCGAAUGGUUCUCUUCCCCUGUCUUUUACUGGUAACUUGUCUCUAGAAGGGAACAGAGAAGAGAAUGCUGAUGAAGGCAAGGAAGCUCGUGGAAGACAGGGAGCAGAAUUUCGAUGCUUUCAGAACAAAGAUGAAAGAUCAAAAUUUGUACCUGAAGACAUUGCUUUUGAUGAAGAAUAUUGCCAUAAAGGGGAAAAUAUGAAUAGUCAGUCAUUGGCUGAUGGAAGUUCCUUCCAGGAUAAUGUGACCGACACAGAACUUAUAGUCAAAGAGGUGGAGUGUAAUCCCAUUAAACAUGGACCUGGACAAGAGCACAUUAAUGGAAGAAACAAUCCAGUUAAUAAUGAAGGGGAACAGCAGCUUGUAUGUAACGAGCAAAGGACAAUGUAUGAUUCAGUGGGAACAAGUGAUACAGGAGUUAUGUUUCAGCAGGCCUCUGCAAGGUCUGAAAAUUUAUUUCUUCCAGACAAAUACGUGGGGAAUUUGGGUGCUGGACGCAUUGAGACCCUAGGCCCUUCAGAGGGUAUAAACAAAAACAAAAUUCACAAUGCAAAAAAAUUUGUGGACAUGGAAAAGGAAGAACUUUCUACAGGGUCCAACAGUGAUGUUCAGGGGUUGCCAAUGAAAAUUCCAGUAACAAUGGAGAUGAGGAAUGGCAAGAAAGCUCCGAGUGGGUCUUUGUUUGUGGAAGAGCUUGUUCAAUAUCCAUCAAAUCUCAUGUCACAAAAGAAUGGCAAAGGUAGUGCUAGGAUUCUAGAUUCAGAUGGAGACAGAAGUAUGCUGUCACUUGGAGAGAAGGGUGCUUUUAAUAGACCUGAAGAGAGAGUCUUGCGGUCUGAAGGAAAAUAUGCUCCUGCUGAAGGAAUGUUUGGUGAGCAAUCCAGGUUCGCCCAAGGUCCUGAAGCUGAUAUUCACUUCCCUUCAGGAGGCACAAGGAGUGAACAGGUUAAGCAUGAUAUUUUAUCCUUUUAUGAUCCCUUACCAGAGAAUAUACCUUUGAAACCAGAUGAUUCUAGGACAAUAUCCUUUGAUCCAUGGAAAGGAGGACGGAAUAAAACAGCUUUUCCAUAUCCAUUAAUUAGCAAUCCUGCUAACCCUGGACAACCAUUGCAAACUUUGAAUCUUGAACAAGCAGGUAAUAGUGGCAAAGAAGUUAACAGACAAGUAGUAUGGAAAGAGUUGGCGUUGGCAAAAGAAAGGGCUGAUUUACACAUUUUAAAGGCUCAAGAAAAUACUGAGCAAGAAAAGUUGGAGACUUUGGAAAUCAUGGUCACUCCAGAAAAGCCUUCGGAAGGGCUCCCAAGGUUGCCUCCUGUCAGGCUAAAGUCUGAGGAGAAGAAUCUCAACUUUCUGCAAGAAGGUCUUGAUAGGGGAGAGAAAUCAGACCAAACAGGAUCAAGCACAAAGGCUACAAACAUUGAGGGUUCAUUUCUACUAGGAUCAUUUCUGGAUGUACCUGUUGGUCAGGAAAUCUCCAAUUCAGGUGGGAAGCGUAUAAUGGGAAGCAGUCGAUUGUCUGUAAGCCAAGGUAUUGCUGAAGAUGCCUCAGAACUUGUUUCUGGUCAUGCUGCUAUUGGAGAUGGCUUAAGUGAAUCUGUUGAUUAUCCAAAUGAGUAUUGGGAUUCGGAUGAAUAUGAGGACGAUGAUGAUCUUGGAUAUAUCAGGCAGCCUAUAGAAGAUGAGGCCUGGUUUUUAGCUCAUGAGAUAGAUUAUCCCAGUGACAAUGAGAAAGGAACUGGACAUGGGAGCAUUCCUGAUCAGCAGGAGAGGGACGCUGGGAAGGAUGAGGAUGAUGACCAAUCUUUUGUUGAAGAAGAUUCAUACUUUUCAGGAGAACAAUAUUUUCAGUCAAAGAAUAUUGAACAAAUAGCUGGUUCAGAGGACCCAGUUGGACGGUCUACAACUGGAAUGUAUGGAACGAACGAUGACAGUGACUUAAUAGCUCAAUAUGAUGGGCAGUUAAUGGAUGAAGAGGAAUUGGCAUUGAUGAGACAAGAACCUGUAUGGCAAGGUUUUGUUACACAAAACAAUGAGCUUGUAAUGUUGGGUGGUGAGAGGGCUAUGAAUGAUCUUGAACGGCCACGGCCUGAAGAUUUUGGUGUUGAUGAUGAUCAACAUGGGUCAGUGAGGUCCAUUGGGAUAGGAAUUCAUAGUGAUGUAGCUGAUUUUGGUAGUGAAAUGAGAGAAAGCCUGGUUGGAGGGAGCAGUGAGGGUGACAUAGAAUAUUUCCAUGAUCGAGAAAUUGGUAUUUGUGGGUCUAAGCAAGUUCGAUAUGACCGAAGUAGGAGCUCUCAUGAACGGUUGGAGAAAGCCAAGGAAACUUUGACAUGUCAGGAUUCUUCUAAGUAUGAUGCUGUAGAUGAAAGCGAGGAUCACUUAACUAGCAGGAAUUAUGGUUCUUGGUCUGAUUGCAGGAAUAAUGGUAAUAGUCAAGCUGGGCAUAGUAGCUGUGAAGAUCAAGACACUGUCAAACAUGUUGUCAAAGGAAGGGAUGCUGGAAGCGGUGGUCUCGACUUUGGAGGAUUCUCUUUUCCAUCUCCUUCUAGCACUUGUGAUAUGGUGGGCUCAAAGGCAGAGUCUGGAAAGUCUCUUUGGUCAACCAAGGGGAAUAUGACACUUUGUGAGGACACAGAUGACUAUGGCAAUGAUAUUAUUGAACGUGAUGAUAUUUUGGCAUCAUGGAGGCGCAAGAGCAAUGAAUCUUCACCUGUUUUAAGCUCAAGGGAUGAGAAACAGGCUAAUGUGCAAAGGUCUGCACAUUCCACUGCUUCCACAUAUUCAAAUUAUGAACUUGGUGAAAGAGAACUGCAGAAAAGGGAUACAGAAGAAAAUAUGAAUGACUCCAAGGAAGAUGAAGAAGCAGGAGCAAUAGAUGAUGAAGAGGCUGCAGCUGUUCAAGAACAAGUCCGACAGAUAAGGGCGCAGGAGGAUGAGUUUGAAACAUUUACACUGAAGAUAGUGCACAGGAAAAAUAGGACUGGAUUUGAAGAAGAUAAAAACUUUCAUGUUGUUCUAAACUCAGUGAUUGCUGGACGCUAUCAUGUUACUGAGUAUCUGGGUUCAGCUGCAUUUAGCAAAGCAAUACAAGCUCAUGACUUGCACACAGGCAUGGAUGUUUGCAUGAAGAUCAUAAAAAAUAACAAGGAUUUCUUUGAUCAGAGCCUUGAUGAGAUAAAACUUCUUAAAUAUGUAAACAAGCAUGAUCCUGCCGACAAGUACCAUAUUCUACGCUUAUAUGAUUACUUUUACUAUCGGGAGCAUUUAUUUAUUGUGUGUGAACUUCUGAAGGCAAACUUGUAUGAGUUCCACAAGUUCAAUAGAGAGUCUGGAGGAGAGGUCUAUUUCACCAUGCCAAGAUUACAGUCAAUAACAAUUCAAUGUCUGGAGGCAUUACAUUUUUUGCACACACUUGGCCUCAUUCAUUGUGAUUUAAAACCAGAGAACAUUCUGGUUAAAAGUUACAGUAGGUGCGAGGUGAAGGUUAUAGAUCUUGGCAGCAGUUGCUUCCAAACAGAUCAUCUUUGCUCAUAUGUGCAGUCUCGUUCGUACCGUGCACCUGAAGUUAUAUUAGGCCUUCCUUAUGACAAAAAGAUUGACAUCUGGUCACUUGGUUGCAUUCUUGCUGAGCUUUGCUCUGGCAAUGUUCUUUUUCAAAAUGAUUCCCCUGCAACAUUGCUUGCUCGAGUGGUUGGAAUAAUUGGAUCAAUAGAUCAAGAUAUGCUUGUUAAAGGGCGUGACACAUACAAGUAUUUUACUAAAAAUCACAUGUUAUAUGAACGGAAUCAGGAUUCAAACAGACUGGAGUACUUGAUACCUAAGAAGACUUCGUUUAGACACCGGCUUCCCAUGGGGGAUCAAGGAUUUAUUGAUUUUGUUGAGUACCUUCUUGAAGUCAAUCCAAGCAAACGACCUACUGCUACUGAGGCACUGAAACAUCCUUGGCUUUCUUAUCCAUAUGAACCUAUCUCAUCUUGAUCCCACAAAUUCUCUUCUACAGGAUGAUACUCACAAAGUGUUUCACAUUCUUGUAGCAUAAUACCACAACAUUUGUGAAAUUCUUUAUGCUUUGCUAACAUUCAUAGAAGCUACCCUCCUUGAGAGCAAAAAGGAUGGAUGGCACUAAUUUUGUCGUCAGGACAAAUGUUAGUUCUGGAGCCAAUUGUGGGGAAAAUGCCAUGUUGCUUCAUUUCUCGCUAACAGAAUGAACUGUUAGAAUACUUUCACCCCUGAAGCAUCAUCUGUCAACUACUGCACAUCUUGCAGUCAAAAGGCAUCUAUGCACGUUGUAUAAAGGUCACAACCAUGGCACUAAGUUUAAAUUGAAAGAUUGGUCAUGCCAGCUUGUGUUCAUUCAGGUGUUCAAGUAUGGUGGUUUGCUUUGCUUUCAUCUUUCUUAAAGAAGGUUGAGCUGCACCUUGAUAAUGUUUUGUAACAGGCCUUCUAGGUGUGGAUGUAUGUCAUAUUUACUGCGUUCUUGAAGUUUUCAUAGAAGUAUUCUUAUUUAUCUGGAAGUGAACUUUUGUUCUUCAAAGACAACAUAUGGUUUUGAAGGUGUAAAUGUUCUAAAUUAGAGUUCCUUUCAAUCAAAAAUAUCAGCCAUGUAAGAUUGUAUCUC
Messenger RNA from Cryptomeria japonica (Japanese cedar), 5440 nucleotides. RefSeq lists its product as uncharacterized. The transcript is spliced from 10 exons. Gene Ontology annotation, cellular component: cytoplasm. Gene Ontology annotation, molecular function: ATP binding; protein tyrosine kinase activity; protein serine/threonine kinase activity. Lineage: Eukaryota; Viridiplantae; Streptophyta; Pinopsida; Cupressales; Cupressaceae. The record is from RefSeq and is a predicted model, not a curated record. The coding region runs from base 727 to 4800 and encodes 1357 amino acids. Gene Ontology annotation, biological process: peptidyl-serine phosphorylation; peptidyl-threonine phosphorylation.